ACUGACAACACGCUGACCGAUUUGGAUAUACACGCAGCAUUCGGCUCGGUACUACUCCGCUGCUCGUCGUCUAGCAACGCUGAUCACAAACGUCGUAGCGCUCGUAGUUAUUAUAACGCUCAGCGGUUAAGCACAGCGAAAUUUCAAUCGCAGUCAGAGCGGAGCGUUUAUAACGAACAAUAGUCGUCGCGUAAAUCGAGUUUAUAUUGGAAUUUAUUUUUUAAUUUUUUUUUCUGUUUUGCGGAUUUCUUUCUUCUGCGCUCCAUCAUAUCCGCCGUCUCGAGCAGCGCGUGCUACGUCCCACCGCACGCCGUGCUGAUUGUGCGCCUAUUAUUGUUAUUGUUGUUCAUAAUUGUUAUAACUAUUGUGUUAUUAUUGUUGUUGUUGCAUUGUGCAGUAGUUGCAGCGUUCAGUGUGUUGUUCUCAUGAUUUCAUACUCGUUCUAAAGUCAGCUGAAAUGUGCGCUGCGAAUAUGCGCUGGCGUAUUAAGUAGAUAACUGCAAAGGCGCAGCGUAUCGCCGGAGUUUGAUUGUGCGUAAAAACGUUUUGGCGAAUUUCAUGAAUUUUUUGUUUUAAAUUUUGAUUACAUUUUUGCUAUACUUUUUUUUUUGCUGCAUAUUCGCAGCGGUCUGGUGCUGUGCGCAAGCGUUCGACAUACCGCCCACACCGCGCCAAUAACUUACACAAGCGCCUUUGUGUUGCAGACGUACAAACAUACAUAUGUACAUAUAUACAAAUACACAAAUAUUUUAACAUUUACUAGAGUGGCACAAACAUAUGUUAACGGCCAGACGCCUGUGAUAAGGCAAAUUGCGCGUAAAGUCGAAAUAAUUGCAAAUACUGUGAAAACUGUUCAAUAAAAAUGCUGAGAAGCGGCGUAAUUUUCUAGAAAUUUCUACAAAUCAAGAAAAUGUGUUUAUCGGCUGCUGGUUUGCAUAGUGGAUACGUGUAAUUUCUGGCGCGGAUAGGCGUGGAAAUUCCAUAGAAAAGUAUUUUUUGAACAACGCAGAAGACAGAAGGAUGCUUCAAAGGCAACACAAAACACCCCUACGACGAUUCUAUGGACAUGGACUUUCUUUCUGAUCCAAUUUUUUCGGAUCUAGAUCGAUCCGAUUUCAUUGGAGGCAUCGACAAUGAGGCAAUCGAUUUCGGUAAUCUGGAACAGUUCAUGCAGGUUGAAGCCGCCGUUGGACAGCUGGAAGCACAAAAUAGCUGCAUAAAUGGCAAUAACACACGCGAAAACACAUUAUGUUGCAGCUCGAAGGCCGAUGUCAACCAACAGCAGCAACAACAGCAGCAGCAACAGCAGAAUCCACAUCACCAACAAAUUAACUCCGUCGAUGGAAAUUUAUCAUUAGUGAGCGUGUCGACGCGUGUAAGUUUAACCUCGACACCUAUAGCGACACCCAUACCGACAACGGUUAGUCACGGCACACCGCAUAUGCCGGAUAGUCCGCCGGAUUCCGGUUCCGAGCCACCCUAUAGUCCGCUGCAAGAUGCACAUGGUCUCACACUCACCUCGCGCGACGUUUACAAUGGUCUCUCUGCCAUGCAGCCGGACAUGCAACUGCAGUCACAAUAUACACCACCGCAUCAAACGCAAGCAUCAACGACACAUCACCAUCAUCAACAGCAACAACAGCAGCAACACCAACAGCUGCAGCACAAUAACCACCAUAGCAACAACAACGCCACCCAAAUUCAUUACAAUCACAAUCAUUCGCCAACAGCGCCACCAAACGACACAAUGAGCCGCGUACGUGUGAAGCAUGAAGCCGGUCUGAUCAUAGAUCCUGCCACACUCACGCACACACAUGCGAACGCCAUCAGCACACACGCGCAUGGCGAACACAAUGCCAGCCAUGGUCACAUGAAUUUACCGCCACCGCAUCAGUUGAUGUUCUCGAAUGCAAACACCAACAACAACAAUCAACAUAAUGCGAAUAGCAGUCAUUUGCUGUCUUACGAAAAUCUACAAGGUGGCAACUUUCCUUCGGUGAAUUAUCCAAAUGUGACUAUCGUAAAUGGUCUGGAUGUCAUGCAAACGCAUGCCACAACCUGUGCGCUCACCUCACCGUUGAACGAGGUGCCACGCGUGCAGUUGGUUGGCACCAGCCAAGCGCUUCCACCCCAACACAGUCGUUCGUCGUUGCCCACAACACCAGUGCAUUUGUCUUUAUCCCGCAAACGUAAACUCUCCACACAGCUAGAUUGUCCGGACUUUGCUAGCAUUAAGCCCGAUCCGGGUUUGCGCAUGAGUCCCACGCAUGGCAUGGCUACAGCCGCUGCGGAUCAACAGCAAAAGCUCAGCGCCUCAUCACCGGUUACCAUCACAUUACCUGCACAUGGGACUGCGAGCGACAUGACGAGCACGCCCGCGCACUCAGCUGCCUCACUAUCGCCCGCGCUGUCAACUAUCAACUCGAAUGCCGAUAACAGUCUGGACGGUAAUAAUACCGCUGGCAGCGGCGAAGGUGGCGGCGACAGUAAUGCUCUAACGCCGUGCAUACGUUUCAGCCCAUUUCAACCGCAAAAUUGGCAUAAACUUUGCGACCAAAGUUUACAGGAGAUCGCAGUGGUUUAUUAUCGUGUCGACGCAGAUAAGGGUUUCAAUUUUUCGGUCUCCGAUGAUGCGUUCGUUUGCCAGAAGAAGAAUCACUUUCAAAUAACUUGCCACGCACGUCUGCAAGGCGAUGCGAAGUUUGUAAAAACACCGUCCGGUCUAGAGAAGAUCAACUCCUUUCAUUUGCACUUUUAUGGUGUCAAAUUGGAAGCGCCAAAUCAGACAAUACGUGUGGAGCAAAGCCAAUCUGAUCGUUCGAAGAAACCGUUCUAUCCAGUGCCUAUCGAUUUGCAGAGUCACAUUGUCAGCAAAGUCACAGUUGGUCGUUUGCAUUUCUCAGAAACUACCAACAACAACAUGCGCAAGAAAGGUCGUCCCAAUCCAGAGCAGCGUUACUUCCAGUUGGUAGUGGGCCUGCAUGUUCAUACCAUCUCGGGCAACUUUCCAAUUAUCAGUCAAGGUAGUGAACGUAUUAUUGUGCGCGCCUCUAAUCCGGGUCAAUUCGAGUCCGAUGUCGAUCUUUGCUGGCAACGCGGCAUCACACAGGAUUCGAUUUUCCAUGCCGGCCGUGUGGGCAUCAAUACAGAUCGACCGGAUGAGAGUUUGGUCGUGCAUGGCAAUUUGAAGGUGUCCGGUCAUAUAGUGCAGCCCAGUGAUAGUCGCGCUAAGCAUGAAAUCGGCGAGUUGGACACAUCGGUGCAAUUGCGCAACUUACAGAAAAUACGUAUUGUACGUUAUCGUUACGCGCCCGAGUUCGCCGUACACUCGGGUCUGAAGCGUUCAUGUGAAAGCGACAGCGAAGAGAUCGUGGAUACGGGCGUGAUUGCGCAGGAGGUGCGCGAAGUUAUACCAGAUGCGGUGCAAGAGGCUGGCAGUAUCGUGCUGCCGAAUGGCAAUGUCAUCGAGAAUUUUCUGCUCGUCAAUAAGGAUCGUAUUUUAAUGGAAAAUAUUGGUGCGGUAAAAGAACUGUGCAAAGUCACCGGUUCGCUGGAGACGCGCAUUGAAGAUUUGGAGCGAAAUAAUCGUCUGAACAGACAGAACGAAUUUGAGCAGCGCAGCAAACAGUACCGUUUGACGAAAAACUGUGGUCCACGCGGCGGCUAUGAAAUCUGUUCGAACAAGUCGCUGCAGAUUGUUAUAUUCUUAUUAGUUAUCGUUAUGGCAGCCUGUCUGGCAGCCGUCUCCACUCUCUAUUUCGUCGAGCACAACAAACAGCGUUACAACUACAAGCAACUGGAUCGUCUGCAGUUCCACAGCAAUGGUCAUCUGCUAGGCCAUGACUCAGUGUUCAUAAAUGAACAGGAGGGUUACAUCGUACAGGUGCACAACAUGCUCAAUCGUAAUAAAACCGUACAACAUGGGAGCACCUCACGACCGCCGGGUUAUCGAAACUAUACACGUCCGCGUGGUGAAAUAAUCUAUGAUGAAAGCAGUGAUCCAUACUCACAAAACGGACGUAACGAUGAACUAACGGUUGUUAUGGAAAAACCACUUGUAAGCCUACAGCCACUACAUCCACGUAAGGAUACGUUUAAGGUGACGACAACGGCACCGCUGCUACGCCUCAACAAGACUAUCAACAGUAAAAACAAGUCCAAGUGGCCGCAGGCACAAGUUGUGCCCAAAGUAAUAGCGUCCUUCCAAAAUACACGUGCCACAAGUAGCAUACAAACCGAAAAUAGCGCAAAUCUAACAUUGCAACAAAAGCGUACGGGUACGCUGGGUGCUAAUGAAACCUCUUCCGAGAAAGUGGCCGCCGAUAAUGUGUCAUUGACACACGAUUUCGAUAACAAUUCCAUCGAUAUCGACGCACAACAUUUGACAAAGAAAGCGACGGCUAUUAGAGAGUCGGCUGCGCGUCCGAUCACUUCACGUGAGGAAACACUCUCGGAAAAUAGUGAAGCUAUUGCUGACGCCAUCGGCGCAAUUGUCAGCACAUCGAGCAGCAAUGUGAAUGGCAAAAACGAUGUCAACCACAGCGACAACCUAAAGAAUACCAAUCUGAAUGCUAACAACAAUGUGCCCGACACCACUGCCCCAGCAUAUAGUCAUCGUUCGCGCAAUGUCUACAAAGCGGUAUCGCCGCCAUCGGCACUUUUGCCACUUACAACCAACAAGGUGACUAUUGAAGGCAACACGGGCAAUUACUCGCUAGACGGGCACUACGUCUAUUCGAAUAAGAGCCAAGCUGUGUUGGAGAAUAAAGUGGAUAGCACGGAUCUAUUGGACUU
Bactrocera dorsalis (oriental fruit fly) is the source of this 4794-nucleotide messenger RNA. RefSeq lists its product as uncharacterized. Gene Ontology annotation, molecular function: sequence-specific DNA binding; DNA-binding transcription factor activity. The record is from RefSeq and is a predicted model, not a curated record. Lineage: Eukaryota; Metazoa; Arthropoda; Insecta; Diptera; Tephritidae. Gene Ontology annotation, cellular component: endoplasmic reticulum membrane; nucleus. Gene Ontology annotation, biological process: protein autoprocessing; positive regulation of DNA-templated transcription.